CUUUGGCUCAUAUAUCCCAUUCCAUUGUUGCCAAGUAAUAUGUUCUGGAACUCUUGAUUUUCUCUUUCAGGUGGGUACCUGAAGUAUCCUUGACCAUUUGGCAAAAUGACUGAGAAACAGCAGCCUUUUUAUAUGCGAAUUGGGACUCAAAUGUCUGGGUAUUUAUUGAGGCUGUGGACCUUUUGCCAUAAAUUUUGGAAUGUCACUAUUAUGGGUCAUUUCGUUAAUAAGAAAGAAGAAUCCAUUCCUUCAUCUGACAGUACUUUUUACAAAGAAAGAAUUGUAAUAUUUGGCUAUAUAUUGAAGAAUAAAUCUCUAUCCCCUGAAACAAGAGCUCAAGCUGCAAAGAAAAUUGGACUUCUGGCAUUCACAGGAGGACCAGGUGCUGAGAAACUUGCUGCUGAGUACAUGAAAGAAGUAGCUUACUUGCUGCAAAAUGAUGAGGUGGCACCCAACAUAAAGAUCCUGCUGCUCCAGAGUAUAUCGUGUUGGUGCUACCUGAACCCUGGGAGCCAGCAAAUGGUCAAACGUCUGCGCUUUAUUCCUAUUCUUGUUGGUUUGUUGGAAAAUUACCUUGACUAUUCUGUCAAGCAGAACAAAAGCAGCCUUCUUUUCGUUAAAUUUUGGAUUUGUUAUACUCUAUGUGUCUUAGUGUACAAUGACUUUUCUUUACUAAAGGACCUUAAAGACUACAAUGCUCUAAAAUAUAAUUUGCAAAUACUAGCUUCAGAGAAUUGGUCGGGAUGGCCUGAGAAUUUUGCAGAAAUGUUGCAUCACCUAACUUGUCUUUAUGGCAUUUAAUUUUUUAAAUCAGUUAUAUUAUUCAGCUCUCUAUGCCAUUGUAUUACCUUGGUCAGAAACCUGAAAUGUAUAAUAAAAGGUGAUGCAUUA
Molecule: messenger RNA, 891 nt
Organism: Cavia porcellus (domestic guinea pig)
Lineage: Eukaryota; Metazoa; Chordata; Mammalia; Rodentia; Caviidae
Gene: Armh2
Product: armadillo like helical domain containing 2
Exons: 2
Coding region: 106-801 (231 amino acids)
Source: RefSeq, a predicted model, not a curated record